AUGGGUCGAAAGAAGCAUGCAGUUGGAAGUGUAUUUCGUAAUAAAUCUGACAAAUCAUCUAGAUCCUCAGGUACUUCUUCUUCCUCUUCAUCUUCAUCAUCUUCAAAAUCCAGCAUUAAACCCAUACCCUGGAUUGAACAAAACAUUGUAUGCUUGGAGUGCGCUAAAUUUCUUCUGGUUCAUCAUCAGUCAAAAUACAAUCCUCGUUGUAGUUGUGGUCUUACAUUCAGUGAACAUUCAUCCAGUGUACAAAUUGAGUCUGUAACACCUCAACAAAAUUCUAAUUUUCAUCCUGAAUUAUCAACUACCGGUGAUUAUCAUUUAAAAGUUUCUAAUGAACGUUGGCAUGUUAAAACGCACACCCAAGAAAUACCUACAAAUGCUUAUGGAACAGUUGAAUUUCAAGGUGGACCACAUCCAACUAAAGCUCGGUAUGUUCGACUGCAUUAUGAAACAUGUCCUGAAUUGAUAUUGCAUUUAUUACUACAUGAAUGGAGAAUACGUGUGCCUAAUUUAGUCAUAUCUAUUGUCGGUGGAUUGGCUAAUGCGCCAUUACAAGCAAAAUUACAACAAGUUGUUCAAAGAGGUAUACUUAGAGCAGCUAAAACAACUGGUGCUUGGAUUAUAACCAAUGGAUUAGAUAUAGGUGUAACUCGACAUAUUGGUGAGGCAUUGAAAGAUGAAGUACACAUACGUGGUUCUAAUAUUGUUGCACUCGGUAUAGCACCUUGGGGUUAUGUACAACAUCGUGAAUCACUUAUCGGUUUAGAGAAUACAUGUUCCUAUUAUUCUCAAGGUUGGAGACCUGGUCGUCAAGAAGCUCCAUUAAACUCAAAUCAUAAUUAUUUCCUGUUAGCUGAUAAUGGAACCGCUGGCAAAUUUGGUGGUGAGCUUGGUCUUCGUCGACGUUUAGAACAGCACUUAGCUCAACAACCUAUUGAUAUGCGACGUUAUGGAGGAUCUAAAUCCCGUGUACCAAUUGUCGGUGUACUGCUUGAAGGUGGAACUCAAACAUUUCGUACAGUAUUUGAAUUAGUCACAGGUCGUCAUCCAGUACCAGUUGUUGUCUGUGAUGGUAGUGGUCGUGCUGCAGAUCUUCUAGCAUUUAUGCAUCGAUAUGCAAACGAAGAUGGAGACCUUAGCACACAACUACGUGAUCAAAUGGUUGCAAGCAUAUCUCGAGCAUUUCAAAUUCGACGUUUUGAAGCGGAAGGAUUGUACAGUGAAAUGAAAUUAUGCAUGAAAUGUCGACAUUUAAUUAGUGUAUUUCGAAUGGGUGAAGGGGAUAGUGAUGAGAUUGAUAUCACAAUACUAACAGCUCUUUUACAAGUUUCGGGUCAAAAUUUAACACCAGCUGAACAAUUGUCACUUACUAUGGCUUGGAAUCGACCAGAUAUUGCUCGUUCAAAAGUAUUUGCCAAAUUCAGUAAUUGGUCUAAAACUACACUUGAAAAUGCAAUGGCUGAUGCUUUAUUGAAUGAUCGAUUAGAAUUUGUUCAAUUAUUACUUACUAAAGGACUGAGAAUUCAAAGAUUUUUAACACGUGAACGUUUGGAAGAAUUGUACAAUGUGGCUGGUGAUGCAAAUAAUCAGUCAUUUCAUAAAUUAUUCACAAAACUUCUAGGUAAUAAACAGAAAAUCACACUACGUUCAGUUGGCCAGCUGAUUGAAAAUUUAGUCGGUGGUGGUUAUCAACAUUCUUAUUGUAUUAAACCUGGAACUACAGAUCUACUUCGUUCACCAUCUCAUGGUAAUGGUUGGCUACCGAGUGUUAAUGUCCCAUUUGGAAAUAAAAAUAGUAUAACAAAUAGUCAAGGACAGUCAGAUAACAACAAUAAUAAUAAUACUAGUAAUAACCAUCAUCAUAAAACUUUACGUGCAAACAAUUCAUCAUUUGUUGUAUCAGAGAAAAUGCCAGCCUGUUGUACAAUUCAUCCAAGUCAGAUAAACGCUUUAAUAACACCUAAAGUACCAAUUAGUCAAAACACUACUAAUACUUUUACUUCUACUACUACUACUAAUACAACUACUUCUGCUAAUAAUAUAACUCGUCAACAUUCUACAUCACAGCAUUUACCGUAUACAACAUCAAAUUCUGCUAAUGAAAUCAAUCUAUCUGAUAGAUAUUUUCGUUAUCCUUAUACUGAACUACUACAAUGGACACUGUUGACAAGACGUUUAAAUAUGGCGAAAUUUUUAGUAUUGGCUGGUGAAGAAUCAAUUGCAAAGGCUUUAUUUGCAUUGAAGUUGUUACGCAGCAUUCGACAUGUUACAUUGGAUGAAGAAACUGACAUUGAGCUAGCUAAUGAAUUUCGUUCACAUGAGCUGGCACUAGAAAGAUUGGCUGUCGACUUACAAGAUCAUUGUUAUCGUCAUGAUCAAGAUCAAGCGAAACGUUUGUUGACCUAUGAAUUACAAGCUUUUUCAAAGAAUACCUGUCUUAGUUUAGCUUAUAUGUGCGAGUCAAAAGUAUUCAUUGCCCAUCCAUGUACUCAGUCAAUAUUGAAUGAUUUAUGGUAUGGUGGUUUACGUAAAGGUGAUUUAGUCGGAGCUAAAGUCGCUCUGAUUUUAAUGGGUUUAAUAAUUCCCCCAUUAUAUCCAUUGAUUGCAUUCUUUUUUACAAAAAGAAGUAAAUUCCUGGAGUUUAAAACUAAGGAGGAGUUAGCUCAACAACCGCAAACAUUACAAGAACAUUUAGAUGAAUUGGAAGACUCUUCACCGUCGAGUUCAUCGUCAUCAUCGUCGUCAUCAUCUUCAUCCUCACCAUCUUCAUCACGAGCUUCCAGUAGACGAUCAUCUGAAUGUGACACUAAACAACCUGACCAAAAGCCAUCAAAUACUGAAAAUUCAACUACGGAAAAAAAUCAUUCGAAUAAUCCAAACACAGAAAAAAAGAAUCCAACAAUUGAAAUAACUCCACCAGAAUCAUCAAGGAUAUUAGAAGAAGGAAACACUAUGGAUCUCUCAUGUGAUAAAGAAAAGAUUGACUUGUCAGCAGUAAUCAUCAAUAACGAAAUCAGUACCAGUCCUGAGAGAGUCAAUAAUCUAUGGCCACCUAACUCUGCUCCUCCGACAUCUUCGCAUAAAUAUCGUUCACAUAAUCAAAGUAAACACCGAAAAACUUCAGCACCGUUAACAACCUAUGCAUCAGUGUAUAGUACAGUACAAUACAAUAAAUCGGCUAUGCCUGCUGAUCAUAAAAGUGCACGUCGUCAAUCUGCUAAAAAUAAUAAUACUGCUAAUUUGUGCAAAACAAGUCUACCAGAUUAUGCGUUAGUUGCAAAUAUGCAUACGAAAGAGUCAGUGCCAAUGCCAACUACCGAUCAAAAUAAUUCAGUUGACAUGAUGCCGAAACCAAAGAAAAAUCCUAUGUUGAUUGACGCAAAUUCCAGUUUACAGGAUGUACCUGAAGUAAAUAUUCUCCCGUCGGAAGAGAAUUUAACUAACAGAUGUCAUCGUGAAAGAAAAUCUGUAGACUUUGAAGAAUUACAUGGAAUAGGCGCUGACCAACCGAAAUUAUCAGAUGGAACAAUUAACUUAUCAUGUACACCCGAAACACAACAACCACAAUCACAAGCAUUAUCAUCAGGAACAGCAGCAGCAACGGCAGCCGCAGCAGCAGCAUUGCCUAGAGAUAGUUUUCAAACUCAACAUUUUCAUAAUCUACACCGUGAGCCAAGAAAUCAUAUGCGUAAACAACGUUUCACUAUUCAUCCCUAUUCAACUGCUUUGAAUACUUCACAGAAUGCAGCAUUAGCUAAGCAUGCUUUUUUGUUAAGAUCUAAUCUAGCUUCAUUGAUCCCAUCAAAUCAUUAUGCAUCAGUAGCAGCUUCUGAUGAUCUACAAAGAAGAAGAUAUGAACGUAAAAGAACUAGAGGUUAUACUGGUUCAAAUCAAGAUCCUAGUAUAUUAGUAGAAAAAAUGAUCAGUGGACCAAGACUACCAAACAAUGCUGUCGCAUUCGAUACCUAUGAUUCAACAUCUACUGUAAUCAAUCCAUCAGGUAAUGUACACCAUAGACCAAGUAAAUUUAAUCCUUCAAUGAAAGAUAACUCCUUUUCAUCAUUAAGUUAUCAUCGUAAUGGACAAUGGAUCCCGUGUGAUUUACCAUUGGGUUACGAUUAUCAACCGACAACUAGUCAAGGCCUGCAAUUAUCAUGGCGUAAAAAAGUUUAUGAAUUUUUCAGUGCACCAGUUACAAGAUUUUAUUUACAUGUGCUAUUGUAUCUUGUCUUCCUGAUCCUAUUUAUUGGAUUGUGUAUACACACUAUACCCCCGGCUACAUUUUCAUUUCUUGAAUUAUAUGUCUACUUGCAUAUUGUAACCUAUUGGUUGGAUAAAUUUCGUGAGGGGACGCCCACUUUGACCGAUGUUACGCUUAAUCCAGGAGCAAGUUAUAUUCAAAAGUUUGCAGUACACUUGACUGCAUUUUGGAAUAUAUAUGAUAUGAUAAUGUGUUUCUUAUCAUUAGUUGGCAUUGUUAUCCGUUAUGUGGGCAUAGUUAAUCCAACUUAUUAUAUGUGGGGUAAAAAUCUGUUAAUUAUAUGCUGUUCAUUAUGGCAGAUGAGAUUUCUGGAAUUAAUGCAAAUUUGGAGAUUUUCUGGUCCAUACAUUUAUAUGCUAGUGAAAAUGGUUCGUUUAAUGAUUCCUAUGCUUACUUUAUUAUUUCUUCCACUAUUGGCAUUUGGUACAAUACGUCAAGGAAUUAUGUAUCCAACGCAUACACAUGUUAAUCUUGAAGCCAUCAAAGGCAUUAUGCUUAAACCAUAUUUUAUGCUAUAUGGUGAAGUAUACGCUGGUGAAAUAGAUCCUGUUGAUUGGCCAGUUGAAUCACAAACUGCACCAUUUCUUGAAAUUGUUCCCAUUGCAACAGUCAUCUAUCUGUUAUAUUCUAUUAUUCUAUUUGUCAAUGUUGUCAUCGCUGUAUUCAAUGAUAUAUUUGCUAGUGUUCGUCAACAAUCUGAACUGGUCUACAAUUAUUUACGUUAUGCUGUGAUAAUUGAAUAUGAAUCAAGACCGUUAUUACCACCACCUUUCAUUAUUAUCUCAUGGAUUUAUAUGUUUAUACGUUAUAUCUAUCGGUCUGGUAUUUGCUGCAUUGUCUUCCAGUGUGGCUUUCCAUGCAUACGAAGGAAUCGUAAAAAGCGUAGAACGUCUGUUCUGUCAAGUUCUACUGUCUCAGAUAACGCUCAAAAACAAUCUAGUCCAAAUGAUAAUGACAAUAAUAAUAAUCAUAAUAAAAUGAAUAAUCCUGAAUCCCCGACAAAGCCUGAUCCAUCAUCACACACAUCAGCAAAUCGACAUGAUCAUCAUGAAGCACGCGAUACACGAAUUGAUCCUGUCACUGAAUUGUCAGCUGGUCUAAAAUUAUUUUUGAAUCCGGAUGAAGUAGAAAAACUUCAUGAUUUCGAGGAGGAAUGCGUAGAAGACUAUACACGUGUUACACGGAGAGCUGAAUUACACAAAGAAGAAGGUCAAGUGGGAAUAUUAAAUAAAAAAAUUGAUAAGCUACAAUUCAGAAUGGAAGAAAUUCAUGUACGUCAACGUCAUCUACGUGGACUAGUUCAUUUAGUUGAAGAACAUCUAGUCUAUAUGGAGGAUAAUCUACAUUCAACAGGACCUGUUAGUCCAUCAAUAGCAAAUGUACAUAAUAAUAGUCAUCGUAAUACAACUAUAGAGCACCCGAUGACAACGCCAACAACUCCAUCAAUAGCAAAUAAUCCCCAUGACCAAUCAACUAUUCAUGCAAGUAGUUCGCAUGACAGAGACUUCAUAUUUACAUCGAGUCUUUUGUGGUUACUUAAAAAGCAGAUGGCACAAGAUUCUGCGAAUACAACACAAAAUGAUAAUUCUGAUUCUACAGCACAUUUAAUUCGUUCUUUAAUCUCACAACUUGGACGACGUUCACGUCCACCAACUGGAUCAUUCAGUUCACGUCAAUAUCAAGGUUGUUUAGAUUCAAUGCAUGAAAGAUCACCAAGUUGUUCAGUACGUAUGAAACAUCGAAGCAGUCGAACAGAUCAUAGAUAUUCAACGCCUACAUAUGAUCAUCUUACUUUACCACAUUCAGAUGCACAAUACUUUGGAUCACAUUAUGAUCGUAUGUAUGAACGUAAUCGUAAUCGUCGUUUCGGUCAUAACUCUUAUCGGGCACCAGAUUUCACUUGUCGAGAGUAUACAACCAUUUGUGAUGAUAUUGAUUUAUCCUGUUUAAGUUAUCCUAACAGUCCUAUGAUGAGCCCAAAUGGAUCUCGUAUGGAUCUAACAUCAGUUGGAUUAACGCGAAAUACAAAUGUCCCGACUGAUACUACUUCAAAUAAAACCUACGACCAUAAUACUACAUCUGUACCAGGACUACUAUCGAGAACGCCUCAUCAUAUACCAUCUGAAACUGCAAGGGAUAACAAAGGUAAGGCUGUCAUUCCAACAGCUAAAAUGUCAACAGUCGAAGCAAAAUCUGACCCAUUAACUUCCAAGGAAAAACGUGUAAUACACCAGUUGUCAACAGUAGACAACAACACAACAAUACGAAGUCAAUCGAUUGCAGCUUUGCAUGCCAAUACAAAGUCUUCUGAUGAAGAAAUCUCACCAAGUAUUCCAAGCAAACAUCACUCCCAUCAUCAUCGACAUAAUCAUAAUCACAAAAAUUAUGAUCCCAAUUCGAAUUUCCCAGCUAAUUCUGAUCUCUUCUCACACACAGAUCAAAUGAAUUCAUCAGAUCUACACUAUUUAUUAAAUAAUCUACAAAUGAACAGUGAAGAUAUUAUUCGCCUAGCAGAUCAUAGUAAUAAUGUUCACGAUGAUAAUGUUAAUGACAUUUACAAUGACACUGACAAUAUUGUUGAUGUUAUCCAUGGAGAAUAUGUUGGUGAAAUCGAUGAAAUACAAGAUCGCCAUCAUCAUCAUCAUCCUCAUGAUGAUGGUGAUGAUGAUGACGACGACGACGAAGACGAAGAAGAAGAAGAAGGCAUAAUGAAUGAAGAUGAUGAUCUAAAUAUUCAAUUAGGACUUCAAGAAGCUGAAAAUGCUGAACGUAUUGAACUUCAAGCUACUAUGAUAAAACGAUUACGUAAAUUGUCGGUAUCUUAUAUAUCGAAUAAAUCACAUCAUGUUGCUGCUUCUUCUUCAAAUAAUAACAGCAGCAAUAGUAAGAGUAAAAGUAUUAGUGGCAGUAGUACAACUUUUCGUCAUAUAAAACAUUCAAAUUCUAAAAGUGUUAAACUUAUUUCAAAUCAAAAAACCGCCAACUGGGAUUCUGAAGGUGUUCUACUCUCUGAUCGAAUCGACGAAGGCAACAUUCCCGGUAGUGGUAGUCAUACCCUACAAGCUGGAUUAAUCAGUCAUGAAGAUAUGGGGGAUUUUUUGUCUCAUGUAGUUAUUGAAGAAGAAGCUGUUGAUCCUGAUUUAGACUUAGACUUUGAUUCAGUAGCCCAUGAAUCCUCAGGAAUGCAAUCAAGUCUUGAAUCGCCUAUCCAACUGGAAUCAUUAACUGAUGAUAUAAAUUUAGAUGGUAAAAUUGAAUUCAUCGACGAGACGUGUUUACUAGCCAAUAAUGAUGCGAAUGGUAUAAUUGAUAAUAGACCGUUGUCACCAACAGUUGAGCAACUGGACGAUGAUGAUGACGACGACGAUAAUAGUAAUAAUAAUAUUAAUAAUAAUGAUGGACAAAUAAUCAAUAAUUCUGCAACUGUUCAUCCAUCAUAUCCUAGUCCAAUAAUUGAACAAAAAGAAGAGGAAGAAGAAUUGGCUGUAAUGGCUCUGUCAUUACCAUCACCACCACCUUCAUCCUCAUUAUCCUCAGCACUAUCACCGUCAGACCAAGAACAACCACAAGGAACCACGACGACAACAACAACAACAGUAACAGUAACAACAGAAUCAGUAGACAAAUCCUGUUAA
Molecule: messenger RNA, 7899 nt
Organism: Trichobilharzia regenti
Lineage: Eukaryota; Metazoa; Platyhelminthes; Trematoda; Strigeidida; Schistosomatidae
Source: the annotation of a GenBank genome assembly